Physcomitrium patens is the source of this 1092-nucleotide messenger RNA. RefSeq lists its product as uncharacterized. The record is from RefSeq and is a predicted model, not a curated record. NCBI's taxonomy places the organism in Eukaryota, Viridiplantae, Streptophyta, Bryopsida, Funariales, Funariaceae.
CCCACGAAUUAUCAAUUGUACCAUUCAGCACAAGCGUAGAAGUAUCAGCGUUGUUAAGAGAGAUCCAUGAGAGUUUGUUGAAUAUUGUGUGGAAUUCUGUAGUGUUUUUUGGGGAGCAGAAGUUGAGGACGAGAUGGCCAUCGGCAUGAGCGCUGCAACUAUGAUGGUGACUCCUUCCACCAAGCUGUCCUUCGGCAGCUCCGUCGCCUUCAACAGCAACGGGUCCUUGAGGAUAAACAUGAUACCGUCCAGGCAGUCUGCCCGGCCACUCACCAUCCGCGCAGCUGGAGAACCCAGCACUGGGAAGGACGAGAGGAAUUUAGGUGACAAGUUUAACGACGCCGUGAUCGACAUCUCCAACAAGGUCCAGGACGCGAUGCCCGCCGGCACCCAGCCAGGAGGUGUUGGAAGGAAGCCCGGAGAUGAGUGGACUCAGUACAGUUCCACCGGCGAGCUCAACCAGUCCAAGAAGGAGGCAGCUGAGAGGGACAACCCCGACAAUCUGCCUGUCAUGGAAAAGCUGCAAGACGCCGGAAGGACUUUGAAGAGCAAGACGAACGAUGUGGUGCAGUACGGCAAGAAGCGCAACCCCAACACCACGGAAGACAAUGCCACGGAGAAGAACAUCCAGGCUCAGUCGGAUUACACCAAGAACCUGUAAAUUGGAACGAGUUAGGGUGUAAGGAGUGUAUAGUAUUCUCGAAAUCCUAGUGUGGAUUGCUAUCUUGUUCUAAUCCCCACCUAAUCUGUUCUCGGAAGAGGUGUAUGCUUUGAGAUUUGUCGAUGUCCCUGUCUGUGCGAAAGCUACGACUCGGAAGUUUAUGAAAUACAAAUUAGAUUUCGACAGUCAUGUUGUUAGAAAUAUUGUCGCGGACAUAGAGUGAUGGAAUUUGUAUAUUCAGAAUUAGAAUUAGAUUUUGUAUAACCGGAUUUUAUUCCUUCGGCUUUAUGAAGGAGUCAUAACUACUGUAUUUUGGGAAAAAUUAGGGCAUGCUAGCUGCCAUGUUUAGCUUCCAAGCAUGCCUACAUCCUAAAAGCUUUUACAAGUUGUUUUCACAACUACGAUUUGAGUCUAAAUCACACCUUUGAAUA